Messenger RNA from Carya illinoinensis, 1172 nucleotides. RefSeq lists its product as uncharacterized. The record is from RefSeq and is a predicted model, not a curated record. Gene Ontology annotation, biological process: regulation of developmental process; innate immune response. The transcript has a single exon. Lineage: Eukaryota; Viridiplantae; Streptophyta; Magnoliopsida; Fagales; Juglandaceae. The coding region runs from base 316 to 936 and encodes 206 amino acids.
GACUCCAUCUUAGUUUCUCUUUUUCCAUUGGUUUUUUCCUCCUCGCUUCUACUUCUUCAAACCAAGAACCUCCCCAGCUGUUUCCUGCAAGAAAACAUACAUAGUUAAUUGUAUCUCACGUUUGUUUUGAAUAUUGUGCCUCCGUCCCCACUACUGUCAAAGCCAAAGAAGUCUGAUGAUCUCAUCAGUACCCUUCAAUCCCACUAACACUAGUAUAAAUACGGCACCCCGAGCUCUCUUUGCUGCAUCUCACAUUGAUCGAUUACGUAUAAACCUAGUUUUAUUUAUUGCACCAAAAAGUUUGUGUUGUUCAACAUGACAACCGCUCACAAAUACUACGCCUUUUUUGUGUUUUUUCUGUUCCUAAACUCUAUUUUCAUUGCAACUGAAGCCCGUCCCUUCAAUGUCAUGGAGACUCGAAGUGCUGUUGAUCAUGGAGGGUGUGGUGGUUUCUUUGAUGGUUUGUCUCUCGGAGCAAUCAAGCAAUCGGGUCCGAGUCCUGGAGAUGGACACAAGUUUACACAACAGCAAAUCCUUGGAGGAAUCAAGCAGUCUGGCCCGAGCCCUGGAGAUGGAAACAAGUUUACACAACAACAUACCCUUGGAGGAAUCAAGCAGUCUGGCCCGAGCCCUGGAGAUGGACACAAGUUUACACAACAACAUACCCUUGGAGGAAUCAAGCAGUCUGGCCCGAGCCCUGGAGAUGGACACAAGUUUACACAACAACAUACUCUUGGAGGAAUCAAGCAAUCUGGCCCGAGCCCUGGAGAUGGAAACAAAUUUACACAACAAACUCUUGGUGGAAUCAAGGACUCUGGCCCAAGUCCUGGCGACGGAAACAAGUUUACACAACAACAAACUUUUGGUGGAAUCAAGAACUCUGGCCCAAGCCCCCCUGGCCAGGGUCACGGCUAUGUUAAUGGCGUGCACCAAUAACGACUGUUGCUUGAACCUAUUUAGGAAUAUCCAGAUUAAAUGUUGAUUGCGUCACAAUAAGUUCUUUUUUAAUUAUUCAUUUGUUUGUUGUGUACAAGCAAAGAUCAACUUUAACUACUCUUUAGCACACAGCGUAAUUAUAUAUGGUUUAUCCACUUUGUUUUGUAAUAAUGGAUUUGUUGCCCUUUUGUCUGGAUAGACUAGUCAAUACCAAAUAAAUAUACCGAUUCAUACCA